UGCUCCCUGUAAAUGACAUGUUUAUUUUGUUUUCUUUUUUGCAUUAAAGUUUGCAAACAUAGAUGAACAUUUUUGUAUGAACCCGACUUGUAAUUAAUUUGUAUUCAGCUGAAUUUUCAAGAAAUAUUCAUUUUGUAUGAAUAAUACAGUUUUACCCAACAGUCACCGGGCUCACAGCGGAAUCGCGAGAGGCUAAAUUCUCGGACAUUAUAGAAAACUUCUUACAUACAUGUGUGUCAUUUUUACGGUUUUUUUUUUAUUUACUGAUAAUGUAGUCAUAAUUGGUGAACAACAAUCCUGUCACUGUCAUAUUUUCCGCGACAACAGAGAGUCUGACAUUCAGUGCUUGACAAGAGGAGGCUGUCCUUGUGGCUACCGAGUUAGCUAGCAGUACGAGCUAAACAACGACAACAAAUGUCCCGCACCAGCAUCAAACAUCUACACGGGUGUGAAGUUACCGGUCAGAGCUGAAGGUUUAGGUCUAUUCCAGGCCUAAUGUCAUCCAGUCCCAGUGAGAAGGGGCGUCAAUCCCAGGCUCCCCUGAACAGCAAUACCCAAGAGCUCUUUGUCAACCCCACUCAGUCUGUGUCCCCAGGGAAUACAUCUGUCAAUCUGGUAUUGCCUGUGGUGGACGAUUCUUCUUCUUCCACAUCCUCCUUGGAAAUGUAUGACAUGGAGUCAGUCCCAGCUCCGUACCAUGAAGUGCAGCCUCACUGGUUCUACUGUCGCCGGGCUACUGACAACGCCUCCUGGCUUCCUUUCAGCAGAGAAGACUCUGACAAACUAGAGAGGGCCUGCGACACUGCAGGAGCUCAGGAGGAGGUAGUGGUGAUUGCAGUGGACGGAGAGCGGUAUGACGUUCAUGUCAAAGAGAGGAAAUGCUACGCUGUGUACUGGGAGCAAGCUCCAUCUGAAGUCCGCCGCUGUACCUGGUUCUACAAAGGAGAUAAAGACACCAGGUUCCUGCCGUACCCUGAAGACUUCAGCAAAACCCUGGAGGAGGCUUACAUGAUAGCAGUGACCUUGGACGAAUGGAAGAGAAAGCUAGAGUUUCCCACAGGAGAGACUGUCAUUUUACACAAUCCCAAACUGAUAAUGCAGUAUCAGCCUAUCGGAAUGCAAGAUGAGUGGAUGACUUCUCCCUCAGAGCAAACCCGACCUCGAACAGUCAAGAGAGGUGUCAACAACAUCUUUGUGGAAAUACCUGAUGGUGAACCAGAGAAGGUGGACCAUCUUGUCUUUAUGGUGCAUGGCAUUGGUCCCGCUUGUGACUUGCGCUUCAGAUCCAUCAUACAGUGUGUAAAUGACUUCAGGAGUGCUUCUCUGUCCCUCCUGGCUUCCCAUUUUAAACGAGCUCAGCAGGAUGGUCAGGUGGGCAGAGUGGAGUUCCUGCCUGUCAACUGGCACAGCGCUCUACAUGGGGAUGCCACUGGUGUGGAUGAGGACAUCCAGAGGAUCACUCUCCCCAGUAUCAGUAGACUGAGACAUUUCACCAACGACACUCUGCUGGAUCUCUUUUUCUAUAACAGCCCCACCUACUGCCAGACAAUAGUGGACACAGUGGCCUCAGAGAUCAACAGGCUGCUCAUCCUCUUUAAACAGAGACACCCAGAUUUCAGUGGGGCCAUUUCAGUAGUGGGCCAUAGCCUGGGUUCACUGAUCCUGUUUGACCUGCUAACCAAUCAGAGGUCUGGAUCAGAAGCCAGAGAUGGGGUGCCGUCUGGUGAGCCGCGCCAUUUGAACUCUUUGGAGCAAACUCUGACCAGACUGGGCCUGCAGCAAUACCUGGAUACACUGCAGGCUGAGAACCUGGACAUGGAGUCACUGGCUCUGUGCAAUGACAGUGAUCUCAAAGAUUUAGGAAUUCCCCUUGGACCUCGGAAGAAGAUCUUGAACUAUUUCAGGAAGAAAUGGCUUCCAGAGGAUUGUAAGAACGGUACAGUGCGUCUGGCACCAGGUUUGCAAGUUGCACCUGAAGUGAACAGAGAUGGUGAUGGUAACCAGUCUUCCGAAGUGAACCAGCCACACUUCCACAGGGCGCAGUCUGUCACCAGUGCUGUCGACUAUGAAUACUUUGACAUGGGCAUCGGACAGACCAAUGGAAGCAUAGCCAAGGGGCAGGUUUCUAUUGAUUACCCACAGCUUUCAUUCCAACCUCAGACAUUUUUUGCAUUUGGCUCUCCUAUCGGAAUGUUCCUCACUGUCCGUGGGCUCAAACACAUCGAUCCAAACUACACCUUCCCAACCUGCAAGAGCUUUUACAACAUCUAUCACCCGUACGACCCUGUGGCCUAUCGAAUAGAGCCCAUGAUUGUUUCAGAGGUGGAUCUGCAGCCCAUGCUAAUCCCUCACCAUAAAGGUCGCAAGAGGAUGCAUCUGGAACUGAAGGACAGCCUGACCCGUAUGAGCAUGGACUUGAAGAACAAUGUCUUGGGAUCGUUACGAACGGCGUGGCAGUCUUUUUCCAGACUCCCUGUCGCUGCACUGCCCCCAGUGGAGGAAGGAGAGACUACACCAGAGAGAAACCUUGAAGACACACCGGCCUUAGCCUCACCAUCAGUCGUUGCUUCUUCUAAGGAGGAAGAGAAAAGUGCUGAUUUUUGGACUAAAAUACUGGAGUGGCCCAGGGCCCUUCAUUUGCAUUACUUCCAAGGUGUGUGUGAGGAGGCCGAGUCCUCAGAGUCAGCAGAGCAGAGUGAGCAUCCAGAGAUUAAAGUGGGGAUGUUGAAUGGAGGACGCAGGAUUGACUAUGUGCUUCAGGAAAAACCCAUUGAGAGCUUUAACGAAUACCUGUUUGCCAUCCAGUCACAUCUGUGUUACUGGGAAUCGGAGGAUACAGCUCUGCUGCUGCUGAAGGAGAUCUAUGAGAAGCUGGGUGUGGCCUUUGAACAACCACAACUGUAAUAGGAUUUAACAGCUAUGAACUAAAAUGGACUCUAAUCUGAAAAUGAGAAUUUAAGAACCAGAUGACCAAGCCAGAAUGCCUUACGCCUGGAUUUUACCUGAGUCUUCCAACAGUGGAGACUGCUCGCCUGAGAUCUUGUUUCAGACAUGACAGUUUAAGUUUAGAAUUUACAGUUGUGGUGGCCUCUUGAUGCUGCUGUCUGAUAGUUUCACUGUCAUGUUCCUGGUAGAUCUUUUCCUUAUUAGGUCGAAUCAUGGUCGAUUUUUCUUUACUUUGCACUUUAAUUUCUCAACAAUUGCUGAUGGGUUGUGGUUGGAGCUGCAGAAUAAAAGCCUGCAUGUCCAACCGGAUUUAAUUUCAUGCGCACACAUAUUUAUAAAAAUUUGAUAUAUUUUGUUGUCGUGUGUACAGCAUCCAAAACUACAAAGAAAUGUAGAAUUAUAAUUCACCAUAGAUGCUUUUAAAACUCCCUUAAUAAAUACCCAUUUGUCUGUCACAUGUUUUUACGGCAGCUCAUUUUACAUUUCAGGUGAAGUUCUAUACUGAAUGUAAAUGAGGGUGAAGUGCAUAUUUACCUUCCAAAACAUUUGUUUUUCAUUUGGAAAAUGAAUUCCAGUUUGUUUGUCUCAGAGUUUUAUUAGAAAUGAAUACAGAAGUGCAGGUGAUGACAUGAUGUAUGCGCAUGCACGUGUGAUAACAGUAUUUUGUAGCAAACUUUAUACAAAGGUCGGGUCCACGUUCUCCUUCAUCAUCAUCAUGUCCUCUCGGCUAUCUUUGCUUUACACACAUACAGCAGUGAAUACUCUUAUCUAUCCCAUAAUAUACCACAGAGUGGUAAGACAGAGUGGGAUCUGACUAAUGUUUAUAAAAAGCUAAGGGCCAAAUCAUACAUGCUGCUCCUCAUCUGUUCCUUUGUGUAAAGGUGUAUAAUUCGAAUGACCAUUUCUGUCUGUAUUGCAUGUCCCUCUUAUUUUUUUAAGCAGGAAUUAUGAGAGCUGUCACAUUAAAAUUUAUUACAUAUGUUUGAGAGUAUGAACAAAUACAUCAUUUAGAAAUUGUUUGCUCCAAAGCUUAUCAUAUUUAUUUUAUAAAAAAAACAAAACUAUAUAUAUAUAUACAUUUAAAAAUAUCCAAAGUAUCUUUCAUGACACCGUUCUGUUGGUUUGAUUUAACUUUAUAAAUGACUGUAUAUUAUGCAUUGUUGGGGUGUUUACAGCCUCCACUACCAAAGCUCGGAAUGACCUGUACGUAACAUCCGCACAAUUUACGAAGAACCAAAUGAGGUUGUUAAUUAUCUUUUACUUUAGAGAAACACUGAAGACCUAACGACUUUGCUGAAAUUAUUUUCUUUGACUUCACAAUUGUCUUCUGUUUCUGUAAAUGUUAGUAUAAUAAAGCAGGACUGACUAGUUUCUGCUUCCUCUUUCCUUACGUUAACGGCUGUUUUUGUCAUUUGAUACACGUCACUCUAAAUGUUCUGCUUUCUGAAUAUGCACUCCAUAGAUAUGGUUACGUGUUACAUGUGCCAUAAUAAAACAUAAACGUCUGGAUUCUUUUGGAUUCUUUUGAAGUUCAGUGAAGUGUGCCUGUGCUGCAUUUGAAAAAAAACCCAAAACAAUAAACAGGCAGUUGAAGUUUUUAA
This is a messenger RNA of Solea senegalensis (Senegalese sole), 4547 nucleotides long. RefSeq names its product DDHD domain containing 2 (gene ddhd2). Gene Ontology annotation, cellular component: COPII-coated ER to Golgi transport vesicle. The transcript is spliced from 20 exons. The record is from RefSeq and is a predicted model, not a curated record. Gene Ontology annotation, molecular function: protein binding; metal ion binding; triacylglycerol lipase activity. The coding region runs from base 496 to 2904 and encodes 802 amino acids. NCBI's taxonomy places the organism in Eukaryota, Metazoa, Chordata, Actinopteri, Pleuronectiformes, Soleidae.